Molecule: messenger RNA, 2218 nt
Organism: Chaetomium fimeti
Lineage: Eukaryota; Fungi; Ascomycota; Sordariomycetes; Sordariales; Chaetomiaceae
Exons: 1
Coding region: 56-1915 (619 amino acids)
Biological process (GO): protein deubiquitination
Cellular component (GO): nucleus; cytosol
Molecular function (GO): cysteine-type deubiquitinase activity
Source: RefSeq, a predicted model, not a curated record
GCCAUUGCAAGCUUUGAGCGUGCUCACCACCACCCGCGUUUCACCACCUCUGACAAUGCCAGACAAAACGCUCAAGGUUGUCACCUAUGCUGCCGGUGCGUCUUUAGCAGCAAUCACCCUCAUUUAUGUUUUCGCGCCGACGUACUUCCUCGAUAGCGACGCUUCGACCUCUGGCGGCGCCACACUCUCGACGCGAAAGAAGGGCGUUGUGGGCUUGUCGAACCCUGCCAACGACUGUUUUAUCAACUCCGUACUUCAGGCACUCGCGGGGCUUGGCGACCUUCGGCUGUAUCUAAUACGGGAGAUACAUCGUCGCAGCCUCGAUGACGAAUCCGUAUACGCCCAGCUUGUCCAAGCCGACAUUUUGGCCCAGGUCGAGGACGACAACAACCUACCUCGCUUCGGCAAGGACAUACCGAAUUGGAAACUGGAGGGCUUGCAGAGGGGUAGCGUCACCAAGGGCCUGAAGGAGAUUUUGGACGCACUAAACGAACGGCCAAUCCACAAAAAAACCAUAUCCGCCGCGCGCUUCGUGAAGGCACUAGAGGAGGCUUUCCGGCAGCGCAUUAGCCGGCAGCAGCAAGAUGCCCAGGAGUUCUUGCAGGUAGUUGCCGAGAGACUCUGCGACGAAUACCAUGCGGGACGUAGGGCGCGGUGGCUUGCCCGGCGCACGGCGGCCCCGGAUGGCCAGCCGUCCCUAGAAAAAGGUGCCGCUACCGGUGCUCUCGAUACAGAAAUGCUCCGGUUACUUGGCACGAGCCAGGGAGGCUUGCAGACCCUCGGCCCGUCAGCUGAGGCGGCAAGGGUCGAGUUGGAACCUCACGACAGCAGAGAGAAAGGCAUGGACGGCGAAGAUGAAGAAGGGUUUCCGCUGGAGGGCAGGUUCGAGUCACAAAUCGAGUGCCUUACGUGCCGGUUUAAACCACGGCCCACGACCUCCACCUUUUGCACCCUGACCCUCAACGUGCCCCAAGUUUCAUCGACGACAUUGGGCGCGUGUUUUGACGACAUGUUCAAGACGGAAUACAUCGAUGACUUUAAGUGUGAGAAAUGCCGCCUCUUGCACGCGCAGUCCGUCUUCGAGUCGGAGGCGCAGCGGUCUACAUCCGAGGCAGCGCGGGCGAAAGCCCAGGCAGCGGUGGAAAAGCUGAGGCUCGCCAUUGAAGUAGAUCCGGAGAAACCACCAGAGGAUGUUCAGCUCCCCGAUUUGCGAUAUGCUCCCAAACGCAGAAUCGCACGUCACAUCCGCCUGACCGACUUCCCCAAGGUCCUAGCCAUCCAUUUGUCAAGGUCCAUCUUCGACGCCAGCUACUCAUCACAAAAAAACUCGGCCAAGGUCGCAUUCCCGGAACAGUUGCCGUUGGGUGGUUUGCUCCAGCAACGGAAAUACAAGCUACUUGGCGUCGUGACGCACAAAGGAAGCCAUCACAGCGGGCACUACGAGUCCUUCCGGCGCCAGAAUAUGUACCCGCCCUUUUCCAACCCGAGCACGUUCCAGGCGUCAGAAGCGUACAGCAGGAGGCCCAGUCCAGCGCCGACGCCCCGAAUCGAAGCGGAUGACCAUUCUUCGGGGGUACCUACCGUUCCAGCUUCAGCACAAGAGCCCUCGACCAACGGAAUCAGCACUGAUCUAUCCCCUCCUCCUGACCCAUCCGCGACCGCGACCACUGCGGGGAGCUCCUCCGGUUCUUUACGUAACGACUCGGGCAGCAAAGAAACGCCCACUGAUACGCAAAAUCACGCAGCAUCAGCGCGCCGCCGUGCGCUAGCUGAGAAAUCCAAACUACGAAAGCAGCAGACUCGUUGGUGGCGGAUUAGUGACGAAAAGAUCAAAGAAGCCAGUACCCGUGACGUGUUGGGCAUGCAACGCGAGGUGUACUUGCUGUUUUAUGAGAUUGAACGACAGUCUCUGUAGGGGUAUACCGGAUUUAGAUUAUGCACAGCUACGCAUGUAGACGAUUGAUAGAGGUAUCCUCCUAGCCAGAUACACAUACAAUAGGCAUAGAGUAAUAUGGCCACGGCAUUGGCAAACGCGAUGCUCGCCAAACCAUAUUUCGUGGCUGGGGAGGCGUUCGGUCUUUUCUCUACGGCGAACGGGAAGGACUUUUUGCACGGCGCUAUGGCCAAAGAGGCAUCUGUCAUUGACCCAGUGAGUGACUGUGGAAAACGUAGUAUAACAAUGGCGUGUGCAUGUGGGUAUGUAUACCGGGGCAGAAAG